AUGCUCACAUACCAUUUGGCGGCGAUCACUGGACUGUUCGCAAGUCAAGCUAUCUCUGGAGGACUCAAUGUCCCAUUGCCGGAAAACAAUGUUUUCGACUACGUCGUGGUUGGUGGUGGCCCAGCAGGCCUCACAGUCGCGAACCGUUUGAGCGAGAAUGCUGAUGUCCAAGUCUUACUGCUGGAGACUGGAGAAGCUGAUAACUAUCCUGAGAGCAUCAUGAUCCCGUACUACCAAGGCGCGGCUGGAUCUGUCAACGGCAAAUGUGGUGGGUGUGACCAAACUGUUGCACAAACUUAUCUCGAUGGUGGCAGCAGAACGAUACCACAGGGCAAAGGCUUGGGUGGUGGCACCCUGAUCAAUGCCAUGCUUUGGAACCGUGGCGAUCGAGAAGAUUACGAUACUUGGAGCCAGCUCGGGAACGAUGGCUGGGACUAUAAUUCGCUUCUGGAGUUCUUCCAAAGGAGUGAAACUUUCAACCAGCAGCCUUCAAGCCAGGUUGCAACAACCUAUGCUCAGGGCUAUGAUGCUUCUCAGCAUGGUGAGGCUGGCCCCCAAAAUGUUUCGUUCCCGACCUUCCAGUACCCGGCUAGCCAACAGUUCUUUGCUGCACUGAAUCGCAUGGGAGUACCGACACAACCUGAUCCUGCUGCGCCCACCGCAAAAGGAGCUAUGUACCUACCUCAAGGCAUUUCUCAGCGAAAUCAGUCUCGUGCAGACGCACGUCGAGCCAGGUGGGAUCCUGUUGCAGGUCGUGAGAAUUUCUACGUCUCCACUGGUCAACACGUUCGCCGAAUUCUGUUUGAUGGUGGCUGCGCUGCUUCUGAAGAUAACGCUGCCCGAGCCGUGGGAGUCGAGGUCUCAGCUGGACGCGAUGGAAGGGUAUGGACAGCUGUAGCAGCUCGUGAAGUUAUCCUUGCUGCCGGCGCUAUUCGCACUCCUCAGCUCUUGGAAUUGUCUGGUAUCGGUGACAAAAACGUCCUUGCGAAGGCUGGAGUCCAAAGUCGUAUCAACUUGCCCGGCGUAGGAAACAACUUGCAGGACCACAUGCUUAUGCAUAUGACACAAGGCUUCAACAACCAAAGCUACGUGUACCCGAACAUCAUGCAAAACCAAACCAUCAACGACUGGGCAAGGUCAGUGUACUACCAGAACCGUACUGGACCUUACACAUUUGGGCCUCCAGAUGGUAAUGGCUUCUUCUCGCUCCCUCAGAUUUCGGACCGUGCACAAGAGAUCGCUCAAAACGCCUCUUCGUUCUCUGAUGAAGAUUAUUUGGCUGAGGGGCUAGACGACAGUGUCAUCCGUGGCUACACUCGCCAGCGUUCUCUUCUGAUCCCUGCGCUCAACAAUAGUGGACGCGCUGUCAUUGAGUUUCUGCAGGAUAAUGCUGGUAACACUCAAAUCUCCAACCAGCGCCCUCUUACACGUGGAAACGUUCACAUCAACGGAACAGAUCCCUUCGACUAUCCUACACUCGAUUUCCGAUAUGGCAGCAACCCCAUUGAUAUGGCUGUCAUGAUGGAUGCAUUGCGUUUCAACGAUGAGUUGUUCCAACAACCAGAACUGCAGAUUCUUCAGCCAGUGCAGAACGACCCGCCUCAUGCGGCCAGCGAUGCCCAGCUACAGGAGUUCUUGAACCGCGCUUUGGGUACUGAGUUCCACCCCUCAUGCACUGCCGCCAUGAUGCCCAGAGACGAUGGUGGUGUCGUUGACCCUAAUUUGCUUGUGUAUGGGACACAAAACAUCCGUGUGGUAGACGCCAGCAUUUUCCCAAUCAUUCCUGCUGCUCAUCUCGAGGCUGUCAUUUACGCUGUGGCUGAAAAG
This is a messenger RNA of Aureobasidium melanogenum CBS 110374, 1827 nucleotides long. RefSeq names its product choline dehydrogenase. The annotation marks the transcript as partial. Gene Ontology annotation, biological process: secondary metabolite biosynthetic process. The record is from RefSeq and is a predicted model, not a curated record. Lineage: Eukaryota; Fungi; Ascomycota; Dothideomycetes; Dothideales; Saccotheciaceae. Gene Ontology annotation, molecular function: flavin adenine dinucleotide binding; oxidoreductase activity, acting on CH-OH group of donors. The transcript has 3 exons.